This is a messenger RNA of Harmonia axyridis, 5793 nucleotides long. It is a transcript of the gene Spt20, whose product is annotated as transcription factor SPT20 homolog. Gene Ontology annotation, cellular component: SAGA complex. NCBI's taxonomy places the organism in Eukaryota, Metazoa, Arthropoda, Insecta, Coleoptera, Coccinellidae. The coding region runs from base 594 to 3620 and encodes 1008 amino acids. The record is from RefSeq and is a predicted model, not a curated record. The transcript is spliced from 12 exons. Gene Ontology annotation, molecular function: transcription coregulator activity. Gene Ontology annotation, biological process: regulation of transcription by RNA polymerase II.
UUUGACUAAAUACAUACAAGUUGAUUUCAUGUUCGAUGUAUUAAAUAUUUGGUAUCAAAUAGAUGUUUUGUUCUGAGAUUCUGAGAUCCCAUUUAUUCGAUUAACAAAAAAUCGAAUAAUUGUUUUCAUUUUCGCACAUUCAAAUGUUUGCGGGAAUAUUUCGUUGUAUUAUGAUUGGUCUUCCUAAUUUCUUCCGAUAGAGGUCCACAAUGGGCUCCCAGUAUGUUUGUAAACUGGGUUUUUUACAAAUUUUCUCGUAGAUUCGAAAUUUGAAGCAUUAUAUUGUUGAGUGAAUCUUUUCAUUUUAUUUUAAGGACAUUUUUUUUAAGAUCACCAGAUAUUUUCCUCAUUUGUACCGGUUUGUACAUAUUUUUUUGAUGACAAAAGGGGUUAGGUUUCGUACCCUUGCGGCCUUAUUGAAAUUUUAGAUUCUAAUAUGAUCAUUUAUAUCGAUAAAAUCUGAAACAUGAAUGAAUGGAUGAAAUAUAAGAUUCUUGAGGUCUUCAAAAUUAUACAAACACCAACAAGAAGUUAUUGAAAAUACAUGACAUGAAAAUCUCAUCAAGUAAUUGUUGGAAAUAAGUUUUAUAACGAUGCAAAAUACAGAGGCAUCAUGUGAGGAGAGUGAACGAGUAAUAAAAAAAUUCAAAACAAGUCGUUCUUCAUUGCCUUCUCUUAUAUCAUAUGAAAAUUUGAAUGAACCAGAAACAUCACAAACUGAAUUUUGUUUGUUUUCAAAACUACUGGAAAUUCACCAUGAAGAAAGUAAAAAGAAUACUGAUGAAAUAAUAAAUGGUUUGAAAUAUAGUUCUUUUCUGUUAGAAAAACUUGUAAUUAAAGAAAGACUGAAUACCCUUAUUCUAAAUCUAUAUCCUGGAAACAAAGGCUUUUCAAUGGCUUUUCGAUCUAUCCCCCGUUCUGAAGUGGGAUCUGAAGACACUGCCAAUAUAAUCGAGACAAUGCAGUGGCCGUAUGAAGAUGAUGAUAUACUCAGGCAUAUAGAUAAUGAAGAGCUUCCGCCUACUCUAGUAGAUGUAUUUGAGAUGCAUUAUAGCCACUUAUUCUACAGUGGGUGUAUUAUUGCUGAAAUCAGAGAUUACAGACAAGCUUACCCCCAUUCUAAUUGUGAUAUUCAUCAUGUUUUGCUUCGACCAACUCUAAAGAGUAUUAUGUCCGAUAUCAACAACAUAGUAGAAACUAACAACUCAGCAUCAGAAGAAAAAGACGAAUGGAGUAUAGAAGAGAGACACAUGCUAGAGAGUCAGAUUCUACUGGCUGAUAAUUCUCAUAUAUGCUUAGACCCGGACAAUACAGUAUGUUCGACUCAAUUAAGGCUGAAUCACAGUAGGAACAUGUGGAACUCCCAUAAGUUCCAUAGGAUGGCUAGAAAAUUCUCUCAAGUUACUGUUAAUAGGAAAAGGAAAUUAGAUCAAUUCACUCAUAGAACAGGAUUAGAAUUAUACGAGUAUCUUAAUAGGGUUAGGACGAAAUCGAAAUCCCCAAACUCUGGAUCCAAGAUAAGGAAAACAGAGAUAAAGGAAAUCAAACCCAUAGCUGUACCUAAUUUGGAUUCUCCAGCUAUCGGUCCUCCUUCUCAAGGUGUUGUCAUCAAUGAGUUCAAGGCCUACCAACCUCCUGUAGAAUCCAAUGACUAUCUACCUCAAAUAGUUGAAGAGUAUGUAUUGGAAACUAAAUUACCCCCUAAGGAUAAGAAUAAGCAGCGUGUAUACCAUAUCAAACUGUCGAUACUGCAAAGACCUUCAAAUUCGGAAUAUUUAGGAGAAUUGUAUCUUGACAGGGAUCAUAAAGAGAACGAAAGGAAUGGAGUAGCAUGUCGCUUCACAUUAGGUACUCGGAUGCAUGUGAAUAAAUAUUUACAACAGUUUUCAGAGACUUUUACCAAGAGUGGUAGGCAAAGUGUUGUGAUGAGACGUGGUGGUCGUAACACGAACUUCAAGAUCUCUUUGGGUCAGUUACAGCAGAAUGCAGCUCAAUCAAGUGCCCAACAGAAACAACAGCAACAAGUUGGUAAUCAACCUCAGCAACAAAAUCAGCAAGUUGGUAAUCUACCAAACCAUAUUAUUAAUGGAAUUGUGUCUGGUGGGGUGAAUAUCGUUCAAAAUCAGGUUCAUACAAGUACCUCAAGUGCUUCUGUGAUGCCGAGUCACUUGCAGUCAAGUUCUACGAGUAAGCCAUCAACUCAAACACUCACUAAUCAACAGUUGGAAAUUAAUGCUCUUGCUAUAAAACUGAUGAAUUUUGGGCAAGAGUUUCAAGCAGCAGCUCAUGCAAAACAACAGGAACAACAACGUCAAUUACAACAGCAGCAACAGCAGAAAGGCUCUACAAAUGCUAACAACACGAUAAUCAACUUACUAAAUAGUGGUCCAGUCAGUAAUAUAAAUAGUGAGGCUAACACAGUUGUGGUGAACACGAUAAACAAUUCCUCCUUACUACCUCAACAAAUACAAACUAGUACUCAACAGAAGCUGUUAACUCCGAGAAAAAUGACUGUAAUGAACUUGCCCUCGAACGCUCGAGUAAUAGGACACGCAGGCAAUUUGGUUGUGAAUAAUAAUCGUUUGGCAGAUUUGAACAGCUCGUUGAGUGGACAGCAAACCAUAACCUUGACAUCGGUUAACAGUAACGAGAGUUUCAGUUAUACUGCUGUUCCUGUUAAGCAACAAGUGAUAAGUCAGAGAUCAGUAUCCACUUCAAAUGAGUCAAAUAAACAAACAGCUUUAUCGGCUCUUUUAGUUGGUACCCCUGCAGCUGAUAGACCAGACAUUGUGAGUUCCAAUAACAGCUCCCUUUUGUUGGAAAAACUAGCCAGUUCGAGUUCAUCGAACUCCUCUCAAGGAACAUCACAAUCCUUCCUUCAGAACCCAAACAAACCCCAGCAGUUCGUCUUGCAGUCCUCUAAGAUAAACACAGUUCAGUCGCCAAUGUCUAGUCCCCAGCAAACGUCCAAUACAAUAAAUGUUCAGAGUUUGAAACUCUCUCAGUUGCAGAGUUUAACAGGUAUACAGAAUCUUCAAGUUCAGUUACCAGGAUUUUCACAACCGAUCUCACUUUCGUCGGGGGGGAACAUACAAGGUCAUCCAACUGGUCUGUUGGUUUCUUUACCAGUGACUUCAUCUUCUGGUACAAGCACCAUCUCUCAGGCAGCUAAUAAUGGAACAGGUGUUGUGAACACUGGACCAACUGUUGUGUUGGCAAACGCAGCUGGCUUGACAAGUCUUGCUCAGUUAGUCAGUGGAAUGAAGAACCUGAAUCAACAAGGUAUCAGGCAGAGUGUGCCAGCGACAGUUUCACUAACACAAGGCCAACAAAUUCAACUAAUAACUUCUCUUCAAGGUCAGAGACUACAGCAAGCAAAUCUGCAACAGAACAUUACAAGAACAAUUCAAAGAACACCUAUAACAAUCAAGAUGGCUUCUACCCCUCCCAACACAAAUUCGAGUCAAAUAACCAUCAAUACGAACACUCUGAAUCAACAGCUUCAAAAGCAAGUGCAGCUGCAACAAUAUCAACAGUUGUGUCUUAAUCAACAGCAAAAUGUUUCCAGUCUAGGAGAGAAAAUCCGAAGAAGAAGUGACACUUCUACUGAUCCUCAAUAACUUGUUUUAUAAUACUCAUCUGGUUCUUAUAAAUUCAUUUUAUCAACAUAACACUGCCUUAUGGUUUUGUGAUGGCAAAACUAUAAAAAAUCAGAUUUCAUGAAGCUAUUCAGCUACUUGAUCUCUAUUCAAACUUCAACUGAUUAAAUAUGUGAAAUAAAUCUAACAUUGACAUCUAAAAGAUAAUUUAAAAAUUCAAUAUUUAUUCACACCAUGCCGAUAACAUUUUUUCAAAAGGUUCAUCCUUUUCAUUUUUGAUAUAUAUGGAAGAUUAGAUCAUUCAAAUUUUCUUUUCAUAGACAAAAGGGGGGCUAUUAAAACAUACUGGAAAAAAUAAUUUGGCAUGAAUAGAAUGCUAAAAUAAAAAAGACAUAUUCGUGUUUAACGUUCCGAUAAAUUUAAAAUUUGUAAACCUUUUUUAUCACAGUUUUUAUACAUCUAUCAUGUGAUAUCAUGUAUAGUUUUAUAUCUGUUAUUUGACACUCCCAAAGUUUAUCAUUCAAAAAUUUGGAUUAUCUGGUCAAAUAAUGUUUAUUUCUCCAUAAGGUUUUAUAAAAUUAUUUUUCAAGUAUUUUUAAAUUUAAUUGUGAAAUAUUAAGAUUUUUUCACGAAACAGUUAAAGAUCCUAAGGUAAUUUCACCAAAUACCAUAUGCAACAAUCCUUAUUAUUAUAUGAAGAUUGAAUUAUUUUCAAAAUUCAAAAAUUUAUAAAUACAAAACAAGGAUUUUUACAUGAAAAAUUUUGGAGUUUAUGAAAGAAUCUCAAGAGGUAAAAUGGAGGUACUUCGAACAUUACCAGAUAAAACAAAAAUAAAAUUUUUGAAUACAUUAUUGUUGUUUAAUAGAUUUACCUUUUUUCAACUUAUGCAUUUCCAAAUCCAAAUUUGUUUUUUGUGUAACUUCUGAAGACUUGCAUUGAUUCGAAAUCGAUAUACUUUCUGCUAUAAUUUAAUAUUAAAUAGGAAUAACAAAAGCAAUGCUUUUUGAGUACAAAGUUCGAACUUAAGCUUGAAAAAUGAAGAAAGAUUUCUGAACUUUGUAUUAUAUCCAUUUCCAGGCAUUAUGCGGAAAUUUUUUUUCGUUUCUCAUUGUAUUUCAUUGAUCAAUGAAAUAUUUCAGUUUUGAAACAGUUCAUAACAGAUCUCAUAAUAUUAUAAAUUGAUAAUUGAAAUGUGAGGAAAAAUUUACAAGAAAAACUAUUAGAUUUGUAAAUAUUAGUUGAAUAUAUACUUAAUUUAUUUUCAUUUUAUUGAACGUCACAACUUUGAUCACAUUGCAUUAAGCUGGUUGGAAUAUAUUCUAUUUUAGAUAAUUGAUUAUGUAUAUUUUCCAUUUAACUUAUAUCAGAAUAGAUUUCAUAUUAUUUUUUCAGUGUGUCUUGUAUAUAUUGUAAAUUUUUUUUGAAAUAACCUUAUGAUGAAGAUUUUCAUUUUUUUUUUGUACUUUUGGGGGCAUGGUUUAUGAUAAAAACAAUUUUUUUUUAUUGUUGAUUUUAUUAAUAUUCGUAUUCCUUAUUAGAAUUCAAAGGACAAAUUUUUCAAUUUUGGAAUCAGCAUAUGGAAAAAUUUGGAAAAUGAAUUGUCUUGUAUGAAUUGUGAAAACAUAUGAUAUAUUUAGAAAGCACUGUAUUUAAAAUUUGACAAGGGGUUAGUUUUCAGUGAAAAAUUUUGAAUUUUCAGCAAGUUUUUGGCCUAAUAAAUCUCAUCAAGUUAUGAAAAAGAUAUUGUUCAAUACUCCUGAUAUUAAAAAUAAUUUUUAACAAUUGUAAUCUGACAUUUCAAGGUACAAAAAGUUCAACAACUGAAUAACAUGUUUGUAAAUACUACGAAUUUCUUCACUAUCACAUUUGUAUUUAAUGUUUGGAAUGAAUAUUGUACAUGGUAUCUUGUAUUAUAAACAAUAAAAUGAUAGCGAAAAUGAAUUGUAAUAUAGGUGGGGUAUUGUAGUAUUUUGUAAUAAUGUAAACAAUUAAAAAAUGUUGAGUAUUAUGAUUUUGUAAAUAAGUUAACAUGUUAUCAAAUAUUUGCAAUACGUAAAGCCAAUCAGUUUCCUACAAUAAAUUAGCCAUAAUUUGAAUUUUCCGAAGAUAAAAUACAUUUGUGGCUCCCAAAAAUAACACUAAGAUCUUUAUAAUGAAGAAUUAUUUAAUUUUUAAAUAUAAUAAGUUUCUAAA